GCCAUCAUGUCAACGUAAGAUUAUUUUAACACUGCAGAGGCGUGCAUUCAGCGCGACCUCCUGGAAGGAAUCGCACGUUGGCAAAUUUGGUUCAGCCCAGGGUUCGACCGAAACGCUAGCUCGUCAGACGGUGCAGACUGCAUUACACCAAUACAUUAGGCGACGCUCAGGACCACACAGCAGGAAGCGCGGCAGGUGUUGCACAGGUUUCCGCACUAAUGAACUGCUGCGGCCACACCUCCAGCCACCUUACUUGACGUGCGGGCGCUACCCAAGCAACCCAGCUGUCCGCACCUCAGCGCCGGGAGUGGAAGACACUCUGGGUGAAGUCGCAAGGUCGCCAGGCCCUUUUGAUGUUGCCGCUGCUGUUUCUACUGCUGCUUGUGGGGCCGCCGCCGGCGGCGGUGCCGCAAGCAGGGGGGCGCUCUGCAGCGCCGUUGCUGCUGGCCGCGGCGGCAGCGGCGGCUCCCACGCACCCACCUAGAUCAGACGUGCAAGCGGCGGACCCAAGCCAACAGCAUCAGCAGCAGCAGCAUGCGCAGAGACUCAGCGCCGUUCGGCCUGGACAGCAGAGCCGGCGCGUUGUUCUAGGACAGCGACAAGAGCAGGGGCAUCGAAACCAGCAGGAGGAGCAGCGGCAGCAGCCGGAGGAGGAGGAGGAGGAGCAGGACGAGCAGCAGCCAACGUCGCAGCAGCGACAACAACAUGCGCACGCGUCGGUCCCGGCAGCCCGCCUGCCGCCCGAGUGCGGGCGCUACGCCGCGCUGUGGGCGGACGGCAGCCCGGCGGCGGAUGACGUGGGCUGGUGGCGGCAUGUGGGCGUGACGCAGCGCAUGACGGAGGCGGCGGUGGCGGCACACGCGGCCUGGCCCAACCGCACACGCAACGCGCUCUACUUUGCCUUUGUGGGCGGGCGCGCGCACGUGCUGCCCACCGACCUGGUGUCGCCCAGGUUCAGGACGCACGCGCCGCUGAUGGCCGCCUACAUCAAGAUGCUACUGCACCUGGAGGAGCGCUACGGCGUCGGCAGUAGCAGCAGUGGCAGUAGUAGCAAUGACGGCAGUAGCAGCAGCAGCUACAUCCCGGAUGUGGACUUUGUGAUCACCACAGAGGACAUGGCGCCGGUGACGCCGCGGCAGACAGCCGAGGUCAUGCACGAGCGCGGCCGGGCGCCGCAGUUGAGGUACGGCAAGCUAGCCAACGUCAGCACGGACCUGCUGCUGCCCAAUUUCCACUUCGGGCUGAAGCGCUACGACUCCGAGCUUCUGGCGGCGGUGGCGGACAUCAACAGCCGCCACCCCUGGCCGGACAAGAGGCCCAUCGCCUUCGGCCGCUUCUCCAACUACGCCCGCCGCCGCCCGCCGCGCGGCCAGCCGCCGGUGCUGGGCGCGGGCGGGCGUGUGGUGUGUGGCGGCGGUGACGUGGGCGACUGCUUCGUGCGCGAACACCUGGUGGAGUGGGCGGCGCAGUUCAGGCCGCCCGAGUCGGAGCAGCAGCAGCAGCAGCAGCAGCGGCAGCAGAGGCAGCAGGAGCAGCAGGCGGGCUCAGAGCACCCUGAGCGGGGGCUGCAGGAGGGUUCGGUGUCAGGGUUUGGUGGUGGCAGCAGCGGCAGCAGCAGUGCAGAGGGCAGCAGCAGGAACAGGAGCAGGAGCAGGCGCAGCAAGGGUGCAAGCGCUGGCGCCGGGCAGCAGCGGCGUCAGCAGCGGGAGCUGCUGGCACGUAAGCGCGACCGCCGCCAGGCCUCAUCUUCUGCCUCCUCCCCCUCCCCCUCCUCCUCCUCUUCCUCCCAACCCUCCCCCUCGACCCAGCCCUGGCACGUGGACGUGUCGCUGCACGGCCGCCUGUCCAUGGCCGACCACGCCGCCUACCGCUGGCUGCUGCACCUGGACGGCGUGGCGCUCAGCAGCCGCCUCGAGCAGCUGCUGGCUCUCGGCUCCCUGGUGGUUCGUGAGGAGACGGGCUAUGCGGGCUUCUACCACCACCUGCUCCGACCCGGGGGCCCCCGGGCGGAGCGACGGGAGGAAGAGGAGCGGGAGGCAGAGGAGCGGGAGCAGGGGGAGGAGCAGGGGGAGGAGCAGGGGGAGGAGCAGGGGGAGGAGGAGGAGCAGGAGGCUGAGCAGGGGGAGGAGGCAGAGCAGGCGGGGGAGGACGGGCAGGCAGCGGGGGCUGAGGGCGAGAGUGAGGGCGAGGGUGAGGGCGAGGGGCAGGCCACUUCCGGGCCCCACUACGUGCCGUUCUGGGGUCCGGGCCACACGCCGGAGGAGCUGGCGGAGGUGCUGGACUGGGCGGCGGCACACGACCAGCAGGCCGCGCGCAUCGCGGCUGCCGGCCAGGCCUUUGCGCGGCGCUACCUGUCCGCGCCGGGCCGCCACUGCUACAUGCUAUGGCUGCUCCAGAGCUACGCCACCGCCCUCGCCUACACGCCGCCCGCCGCCGCCUGGGCAGGGCAGCUGGUGCCGCUGCGGGACUGGGUGCGGAGCGAGAUACUGGUGGCGGCGGCGGGGUUGGGCGGCGAGCAAGGGGAGGAUGUAGAAGAACGCGAAGGUCAGGGGGGAGAGGAGGAGCAGGCCGGUGAUGGCGGGGACCAGGGGAGGAGUGGCUGUGAUGCGGGGGGCCGGAGCCGGCACCGGCACGGUGGCCUGGGGGGUAAGGUGAUGGAUGGGAUCCUGGCGGCUGUACGGCGGGCGGCCCAGGGCAAGCCGGAGGACAGCGCGCAGGAGCGGCGAGACCGCGGCAUCCUGGCCACAGCCUACCUGGCGAGCGACUGCUAGUAUUUUGGAGUGAACAGUUGGAGUGAUGGGUACUUGCACCGCAUUUUGUCCUGUCAGCAAGGCGCGGGAGGGUGCUGGUUGGGGUGGAAGCGGGGCUGCCCCCUUGGUCUGGCCGCUCCGAGACCUGAGCGAGCGAGACGAAAUUCGAGAC
Chlamydomonas reinhardtii is the source of this 2922-nucleotide messenger RNA. RefSeq lists its product as uncharacterized. The record is from RefSeq and is a predicted model, not a curated record. The transcript is spliced from 6 exons. The coding region runs from base 354 to 2771 and encodes 805 amino acids. NCBI's taxonomy places the organism in Eukaryota, Viridiplantae, Chlorophyta, Chlorophyceae, Chlamydomonadales, Chlamydomonadaceae.